Molecule: messenger RNA, 6591 nt
Organism: Peromyscus leucopus (white-footed mouse)
Lineage: Eukaryota; Metazoa; Chordata; Mammalia; Rodentia; Cricetidae
Gene: Mlxip
Product: MLX interacting protein
Exons: 17
Coding region: 163-2916 (917 amino acids)
Biological process (GO): regulation of transcription by RNA polymerase II
Cellular component (GO): nucleus
Molecular function (GO): DNA-binding transcription factor activity, RNA polymerase II-specific; protein dimerization activity; RNA polymerase II cis-regulatory region sequence-specific DNA binding
Source: RefSeq, a predicted model, not a curated record
CCUCGGGUCGCGCGUUCCCGGGCAGUCUGCGCGAGGGCCGGGCCGCGGCCGGCUUCUUCCACCCCCCGCCCCACCUCCGCUUCCCCCUCCACUCGGUCCCCGCAGCCUCCCGGCUCCACGUCGUCCCGGCUCCCGGGGGAUGCCCCGGACCAGGCUCUCUUCAUGGCUGCCGACGUUUUCAUGUGUUCUCCGCGCCGGCCCCGCAGUCGGGGCCGCUCGGGGCUGCUCAAGCCUCAGGUGCCGGAGGACGACGACGACUCGGACACCGACGAGCCGUCCCCGCCGCCCGCCUCCGGCGUGGCCCCCGCGGCCCGGGCCCCCGCGAGCGCCGCACUGUUGCCGCCCCGGGCCGGGCCGGGCCGCGAGGAGCCUCCGCGCCGCCAGCAGAUCAUCCACAGCGGCCACUUCAUGGUGUCCUCCCCGCACCGCGAGCACCCGCCCAAGAAGGGCUACGAUUUCGACACGGUCAACAAGCAGACGUGCCAGACCUAUAGUUUCGGCAAGACCAGCUCCUGCCACCUGUCCAUUGAUGCUUCGCUCACCAAGCUCUUCGAGUGCAUGACCCUGGCCUACAGUGGGAAAUUAGUGUCUCCAAAGUGGAAAAACUUCAAGGGCCUGAAGCUUCAGUGGCGGGACAAGAUCCGGCUCAACAACGCCAUCUGGCGGGCAUGGUACAUGCAGUAUCUGGAGAAACGCAAGAACCCUGUGUGCCACUUUGUCACCCCACUGGACGGCUCCGUUGACGUAGAUGAGCACCGCCGGCCAGAGGCCAUCACCACAGAGGGCAAAUACUGGAAGAGUCGCAUUGAGAUUGUGAUCCGGGAGUACCACAAGUGGAGGACCUACUUCAAGAAAAGGCUGCAGCAGCACAAGGGUGAGGACCUCUCGAGUCUGGCCCAGGAUGAUGACAUGCUGUAUUGGCACAAACAUGGAGAUGGUUGGAAGACCCCCGUCCCCAUGGAGGAGGACUCACUGCUGGACACAGACAUGCUCAUGUCGGAAUUCAGUGACACCCUCUUCUCCACACUGUCUUCACACCAACCAGUGGCCUGGCCCAACCCGCGGGAAAUAGCACAUUUGGGAAAUGCAGACAUGAUCCAGCCAGGCCUGAUCCCUUUGCAACCCAACCUGGACUUCAUGGACACCUUUGAACCUUUCCAGGAUCUCUUCUCUUCCAGCCGAUCCAUUUUUGGCUCCGUGCUGCCUACACCUACGUCAGUACCUGCCCCAGAUCCCAGCAGCCCACCUUCUCAGGGGAACAUCUUGCCAAACCCAGCUCUUCCCACCGUGAGCCUUCCCAACAGCCUCCUUGCAUCCUCUGCCUCCCCGUCCCUGGACCCCACAGACGGGCAGGCUUGUGAACGCACUCCCCAGACUGUGGACCCGUUUAUUCAGCCUGCAGACUUUGGUCCCUCGGAGCCACCACUGAGUGUCCCACAGCCCUUCCUCCCUGUCCUCACUAUGACCUUGCUUUCCCCUGGCCCCGCCCCGGCCCCUGUCCCAGCGCCACUGCCCUUGGUUUCUCCUCCUGCCUCUACUCUGAGCCCUUCAGCUCCCCCAGCUUUCCUGCCCCCACAGAAGUUCGCCGGGGUCAGCAAGUCGACCCCUGUCAUCACCCACACGGCCUCGGCCACUCUUACCCACGAUGCUUCUGCCACCACCUUGAGCCAGAGCCAGGGUCUGGUUAUCACAGCCCACCACCCAGCCCCCUCGUCGUCCCCCUGCGGCCUGGCACUGUCACCUGUACCCCAGCCAUCAGCUGCGGGACCUCCCCAGCCUCAUUUAACCUUUAUACACCCCAAACCUGUGUCCUUGACUGGCGUGAGACCCAAGCAACCCCCCAAAAUAGUGCCUGCUCCCAAACCUGAGCCUGUGUCCUUGGUGUUGAAGAACGCCUGCAUUACUCCAGCCGCCUUCUCAGGCCAGCCGCAGAAGGUGAUCAUGACGUCAGCCCCUCUGAAGAGAGAAGGGAUCCUGGCGUCUACUGUGUCCCCAUCCAACGUGGUCAUCGCCUCUGCUGCCAUCACCAGGGCUUCUGGAGUCACCGAGUUCCUCAGCCACAGCACAAGCAGCCAGCCUACCCCCGUCUCUCGGCUCUUCUCCCCGAGUACAGUGCAAGACGCCCUGGUGAAGGGCGAGCAGGCCCCACUGCAUGGGGGUAGUCCCCAGGUCCCUGCCACGGGCUCGAGCCGUGAAUGUCCCAACUCAGGGCAAGCCUCUCCCUGCCCAUCAGAACAGAGUCCCAGUCCUCAGUCUCCCCAGAACAACUGCUCAGGGAAAUCUACAGACCCCAAAAACAUGGCUGCAUUAAAGAACCGACAGAAGCACAUCUCGGCUGAACAGAAGAGGCGGUUCAAUAUCAGGAUGGGCUUUAACACCCUCAACAGUUUGAUCUCCAAUAAUUCCAAGCAGACCAGCCAUGCCAUCACGCUGCAGAAGACCAUGGAGUACAUCACCAAGCUGCAGCAGGAGCGGAUGCAGAUGCAAGAGGAGGCCCGGAGGCUUCGGGAGGAAAUCGAGGAGCUCAACACCACCAUCAUCUCCUGCCAGCAGCUGCUGCCUGCCACAGGGGUCCCUGUCAACUGCCGCCAGUCGGACCACAUGAAAGACAUGUUUGAGGAGUACGUGAAAAGCAGGAUCCUGCAGAAUUGGAAAUUCUGGAUUUUCAGCAUGAUCAUCAAGCCACUGUUUGAGUCUUUCAAGGGGAUGGUGUCCACCAGCAGCUUGGAGGAGUUUCACCGGACGGCGCUUUCCUGGCUGGACCAGCACUGCUCUUUGCCUGUCCUCAGGCCAAUGGUACUGAGUACCCUCCGGCAGCUGAGCACCACCACCUCCAUCCUGACAGACCCGUCCCAGCUGCCAGAGCAGGCCUCAGAGGCUGUUUCCAGGAUGGGCAAGAGACUGGGGGAGUCGUAAGCACAGUUGGCAUGUGACUGCAUGAGAUGCCCGAAGACCCCCGUCCCCGUCCUGACACACCACCUCAGGGCUGCCCGUGACUCCAGUGGCCCACUGCCCCGUCAGGAUGCUGUGCUCAGGUCUGAAGCAGGUUUGGGCCUGCCCACAGCAGUAUCCCAUCUUGGGAACCCUUGCUGUGACCUCUCACUCAGUGACCUCAAUCACCAGGCUCCCCUGCAUUUGGGGUGGCCCAGACAAAGGGAAACAUGGCUCUUCUGCUCCUCCCCUCCUGGUGGCCUGUUGGGGGCCAGGGCCAGCAAGUGCCAGACAAGGAGACAAAGCCCGUUCCUGCAGGUCCCAUCACCCGGGGUCCCUCAGAAGUCCUUUCUUGAGACUUAGAGACUGCCCUGUCACAUCGCUGUCUACUUGUGCUCCCUGGCCACCCCUGCACACUCUCUGGCCUCUGUAGCAGCAGUGAAGUCUCCAUCUCUUGCUACCCUGGCAGCAGCUGACCCUCUGGGCUGCCCUUCUGACCUCUGCAGAAAGGAAGGCGCCUCCUCCCUGGUGUCUUCUAUUGAAGGGAAAUCUUCUUCCCAAACCCUGAGCACACAUGGGAAACAGGCUGUGGGGGCCGACUGGCCAGGUGACGGCGCAGGCAUGCAGAACUGCUCUUCUGGCUCAGGAACCCUCCGGGCGGUGUCCGUCCACUGUGUCUCGGUUCUGCCUGGCGUUGCAGGCACCGUGACGAUCCCAGCGUUGCCAGGGACGUGGCCCAGAGCCACUCACAGCUGAGGCCCUCCCGUGCCCGCUCCCCGCCCUCUUCCACUUGGAAGCUGUGGAAGAGGCGGAAACACUCCGGGGUCAGUCCCACUCUUGGGUCGAGCGUUUGCAGGUCACACUCCAUGAUGCUGCUGUCAUCCUGGUCAUUUCAUCUGAAGUUUGGGAGCUCCAAACCAGGACAGUCCUCAGACCAAGAUGUCAUCGUACGAGAGAGAGUCUGACCCAUCUUGUGUUAGGAGGAAGAGACAGAGAGCUGAUGGCAGCGUGCCAAGAGUCAGCCCUGGAAGCUGGCUCCAGGCUAGAUGGCCAAGAGCUGUGCCCAGAUUUGGACCGGCCAAGUUUGGAGGGUGACCCGUGUCUGAAGGUUCCAGUGCCCCAGCGUGUGUUCCAGUGGUAGAGACAGGGAGAGGUUGGGUAGGGCGCCCUUGACCCUCACCCUCACCCUUCUCUUUGCUGCCUCUGAGAUGCUGCAGGCGGUGAGGUGCCCUCUCCAGCACUCAGGGAGCCCAGUCCAGGGCACCUCCGGGAAGGAUGUGCAUUUCGUCCUGCUGUGACACCGAGAGCAGGCAGCGGGGUUCUUAGACUGCCCUGCCCCUCCUCCCCAUGCUGCCUGUCCUGAGGGGACCACGCGAAGAGGGGAGCCCAGGAUGUUCCCUGAAGUUGUGACCCACGGGAGCCUGCUGAGGCCUGAGGCCUGCCCUGGACUGUAGGUGGAGAGAAAGAAAGGGCAGGGCUGCCGGCUGCGCCGCCAUUGAUGUGCUGAGUCCGCCAUUGAUGUGCUGAGUCCGCCAUUGAUGUGCUGAGUCCGCCAUUGAUGUGCUGAGUCCGCCAUUGAUGCCGUGAGCCCCGGCGGCACGCUUGCGCCAUUGUCUGGUUUCUGUCCUGUUUUGGAUAGUGUGGGGGCCCUCCUCAGCCAUCCCCAAAAACGUGUUUACAGGUUGAGGGAUGAACACAAGGCACAUAGGCUGGACCCUGGACUUUCCAUCGGGCACCCGUUCCUUUCCCAAAAACAAGGUGAAAUUGUCCUUCAGAAGCCGAAGGCCACUGUGGUAGGAGGAAACUAAACCGCUGCUGUGAGGGCCUCAAGAAGCCCAGCCCUUCCUCCUCCCGGGCCACAGGCCACACCGUGGCCGUGAGGACUCCUUCCUGUUCUCUCCUCCCUUGCUGGGGAGAAACCUUGUUUUUCAAACUCCGUGGGUAUAAGAUUGGCCCUUUGCUUCUCUUGCCUACCUCUCCAUUUUGCUGAGUUACUCUCAUCUUGUUUCAUCAGAUGUUUAAGGCUGUUAGAUUGUGUAAAACUGGGGGUGAGAGAGGAGAGGGUGGGGAGAGAGAGAGAGAGUGAGUGAGUGUGUGUGUGUGUGUGUGUGUGUGUGUGUGUGUGUGUGUGUGUGUCCCUGGCAGACUAUUAGGUGCAUGUUUUUGUUUUGAGUGACUCCAUUUCCCUUUUCUUGGUGCUCACUUUUGCCGUGGCUGUGAGGUCACAAUGCUUUAAAAUCUCCAGGAAUGAUUCUGCCUUGGAGAUUUUUUUGUUUUGAAAUCUUGCCUGAUGAACCUGGCCAAUCAGAGGGUCCUGGCCUUGACUUCUGUCCUGGACACCAAGGUCAGCAUUGGACUAGCCAAGGCCACUCUGCUGGGGUCUCCACUGGGCGAUGACCACACUGUUGGACCGGGGUUUGUUUACACUUAACUUUCACUCCCAUUCCUGCCCCCACUCACACAGAAGAAACUUCAAAAUGUUAGCACUUUGGAGAAGAAGAAUAUUGGCCUAAAAGGAGAAACCACAAAGCCACCUGGGAAAUCUCUGCAAGGGUUUCUGUGAAAUCUUCACAAGGCAUCAGCGCAUGUUCUGUCUGUUCUUUCACUAUGAGUGGGUGCUGCAGAGGCAGGGUAGCUCCUGCUAAGGGGCUUCCUCCAAGUUAACAGAAGGUUACGCACCAGCAGUCACCCUCAGGAGAGACCAGCCUUGCUCCUCCAGUGGUCUGCCCAGCCCAAAGGACACACUUCAGCUCCAGGCCGUGGUGUUCACACACUGGGUCUUGUAGAAGGCUGGAAGUGGCCGGUAAGCAUGAAUGCUCAUGUAACCCAACCAUGAACCCUGGAUCUUGUCUGUGUGCUCAGGACCUCUUACCUCCCUGUUAUCCCCACAACGUACAUACUUUAAAGAUCUGUCCUCCAACCCAUGCUCUGACUAAGAGUGACAGCCCUCUAGAUUCUUAGAAGACAUGGCACCCAUUCCCUGGUAUAGUCCAGUGGCAGGUGGCAUCAGGGCUGACAGUGGCCAGCAGCCUCUCUUGGGUGUGUUGGCUCCUAUGGCUGCCUGCUGGGUCACCUGGCCUCAGCUCCAUUCUCGUACUGGUUCUUGUCUUCCUUCCACAGUCAGAUCCCUUUCUGUUCAUUCUAACCUGGCUCCUCGAGGCUCAGUCCUGCUACCUGAGGCCUCCUAAGAGAGCCUGGGUGUGAGGGGGCCUCUCCUUUUUCUCUCCUGAGUGUAGAAAUGGCCGAUACCUAGAUACCUAGAUGCUAGGGCACAGUCGCAGCCCACCAGUGUGUAUGUAUGGAACUUGGUUUCCAGUAUCAUCGUGCAGUCUGUUGGCGAGGUGUGCGGACAGUGAGACCGUGGUCAGUCGCCCAGAAUGCCAGUGUUGCCGAGAAGUGCAGCCUUGGCCUCAGGCCCCUGUUGCCCUGCAGUGUUUCAGAGGGCCUGUUCUGGGUCUGUGCGUGUCUAAAAAGAAAGGGGCAGUUAGGGUGCCGUGGAAGAGCGUGACGCUCAGGGCAUGUGUGAAGUGUGGUCCUUCAGCGCUCACCUUGGCCAGGAGCUACUUAACAAGUUUUGAGAUUUUCGUUUGGUUGGUUUUUGGUUUUUUGAGACAGGGUUUCUCUGUGUAGCUUUGGCGCCUGUCCAGGAACUUGCUGUAU